ACCGCGACACGACAGGCCCUGAAUAUACAAUGUCGGCCACCCUGGCCACCGCUAGCUCCGCCGUCUCUACUCUAUACCGUAUUGUAGUCUAUCUCUUCCUCCAAGUCGUCCCAAAAAGCGAAGCAAAGUGGCUGAUUCCUAUCCUCUAUAUUCUCUAUGUCGCGACAUCCUAUUUCUCCACACCCCUCUUCAAUCGAGUCGCCGUGGUCAAGGAAGAGAUCGUCGCUGUCCAGGAGGAGAAACCGGAAGAGAACGGCGAUAUUGUCACCGACGUUGCUGUAGUCGAAACUACCGCUGUUGUAUCUGUCCCCGAGCCCCUUGAUUGGAAGUCUGCGCUCUCUACGGUCAUCUUCUCAGUCCCUUCGCCCGUCCGCGCACUUCGCCUCGCGAACCUCGCUAUCAACACCAUCCUCCUGUUUGCUGUUAUCGAAUUUCUCGCUGUCCCCUACUUUGACGACGCGUCAGGCGUCGUUUACACUCGCGUCGGCGCUCUCACACCAGAUGCAGCUAAAAUUGUCGUCCGUUACCCCCCUUCGGCCAACUCUACUGAGAACCUCGUUCGCCUCUCCUACCGUCAGGUCAAGUCUAGCCCCCAGGCAUGGCGCGAGGGCCCUAUUGCAAACCUGACCGCUGAGAACGACUGGGUGCAAACUGUUCGUCUGACUGGCCUAUGGCCGACUACGACCUACGAAUACCGCUUUGAGGACGUCAAUGAUGCCAACAUUACCGUCCUUCCCUACCCAGCCGAGCCCAUACGCUUCCGCACCUUCCCUGAUUCGCGUCUCCACAGCGGUUCCCACUUCCGCUUCAUUGCCUCUUCAUGCAUGACCCCCAACUUCCCCUACGCGCCCCUGCAGGCACGUAGAAUCAAGGGUUUGGACCUCCUUGCCGACUAUCUCUGGCCUUCCAAGCCAGAAGCUAUCUCAUCGUCCAGCCCCCUUGUGUCUAGUCUGUCCGAAAGCGUGUCUUCUACUGUUGAGGCAGCUGCGACCACUAGUAUCGCCUCGUCCGAGAAUACUACUUCUCCCGCUCCUGCUUCCGAUGUGAUUCCUCCCGUGGCGGCAACAGCUGUUGAGAAGCCUGCUCCACCGACGGAGUUCAUGGUUUUCAUGGGUGAUUUCAUUUAUGCGGAUGUGCCUGUGUACUUCGGCAACGACAUAGAGGCUUACCGCCGUCUCUACCGCCGCAAUUACAACAGUCCGAGCUUCCGUAAAGUCUACGAGCGAUUGCCCAUCUUCCACACGUACGACGAUCAUGAGAUCAUAAACAACUUCGUCGGCCAAGGAAAUAGCUCGCAAGAGCCCUUCCCUAACGCUGCGGAUGCUUUCAGCUUAUACAAUGCGAAUGCCAACUACGACUCCCCUGCUGAGGGUCAGUACUACUACGAUUUCCGCUACGGCGAUGCGGCAUUCUUCGUCUUGGACACCCGCCGAUACCGUUCCGAUAUCACCUCCGAGGACCCCACGACGCACACGAUGCUUGGUGACCAGCAGCUCGGAGCACUGUACAACUGGCUUGGCAAGGUGAACAACACGGCAGUGUUCAAGUUCAUCGUGACCUCCGUUCCCUUCACAUCGCUUUGGACGCACGACGCCCUGACGGACUCGUGGGCGGGCUUCCCCGUCGAGAAGGCCACGUUGCUGAGCGCGCUUCAGUCUGUGCCGAACGUGAUCCUCCUCUCGGGUGACCGCCACGAGUUCGCGGCGAUCGAGUACGAGAGCGGGGACCAUGGCCACAACGUGCUCGAGAUCUCCACGAGCCCGAUGAGCAUGUUCUACGUGCCGUUCAUCCGCACGCUACGGCCGCGCAGCGAGGAGAUCGUGAACAAGACGGUGGAGGAGGUCUUGGUGGCUGAGGAUGGGACGAAGGAAGUGUUGCAGUAUGUCGUGGAGGUUCCGAAGGAGAAGGUCAUCAAGUAUAUUGGAGAGGGGAACUAUAAGUGGUCCUCGAUUGAGGUCGAUACCAGGGAUCCCCAGCACCCUGUAGUGAGGGUUGAGAUCAUGAUUGAUGGCAAGCCCGCAUACCACCUCGAGGUGCUCGGCAAGCCCGUGAAGCUACAGAUCUCUACAUCUAUCGGCGCGCUCGUCCCGCAAUCCUUCAAGGGGAUGCUUGACAAGAUCGGCAUUAAGCCGAGCAAGUGGUUCUAGACUCCAGACUCCUCAUUCUCAACGCACUUCACGCUUGACGUUCUCCUGCGAAUGCUUGAUGACUUUGACUUAGGUGUGUUUGCGCGACGAAGGUUAGACGUGGUGCGGGUGUACUGGUAUCCUUCACUGUGCAAUAGUCGAUGGUGCGAUAGAUAUUGGAUUCGGACUGCGAGACGUCGUGUUGUGUAUUAUUCCCCUACUAUCAUGCAAUGAACUUGGUAUGUUACGAUACGUUUACCCCUCUUAACGAA
Molecule: messenger RNA, 2398 nt
Organism: Dichomitus squalens LYAD-421 SS1
Lineage: Eukaryota; Fungi; Basidiomycota; Agaricomycetes; Polyporales; Polyporaceae
Exons: 9
Coding region: 30-2147 (705 amino acids)
Source: RefSeq, a predicted model, not a curated record